Molecule: messenger RNA, 327 nt
Organism: Gastrolobium bilobum
Lineage: Eukaryota; Viridiplantae; Streptophyta; Magnoliopsida; Fabales; Fabaceae
Exons: 1
Coding region: 1-327 (108 amino acids)
Molecular function (GO): nucleic acid binding; RNA-DNA hybrid ribonuclease activity
Source: RefSeq, a predicted model, not a curated record
AUGGCGCGGAACGAAGGAUAUCAAAAUGUUAUUCUAGAAAGUGAUUCAUCCAGUGCAAUCACUAUGCUCACUUCAGGAAGUGCAGCAGUCUGUGAGAUUCAUCUUGUAUCUCGCAUACGGACAUGUCUUAAAAAGGAUUGGAUUGUGCGGCUUCAUCGUACAUAUAAAGAAGGGAACAUGUGUUCAGAUUGGCUGACUAACUUUAUUUUGGAUGAGGGAGAUCUAGCUGAUCAAGUGGCUUUUCAGGAACCUCUAGGUGGAAUUCAUUUCCUGUAUUUGGCUGACAUCGUUACUGUUGGAAGGGAUCGUGCUGUUAGUUAUUUUUAA